AAAGUGAAACCGUGUGGACUGUGGUAUUAACUAAACAAAAUAUUUAUCAACAUUUUAUUUAGUGCUUUCUUUCUUCAACUAGUGAAGUUCAAAGUCUAAGCUAUUUUAAUUGCCUAUAAUUCUUUAUUUUUGGCGUAUUAUUGUUUUAUUUGCAAUACAUUUUUUAUAUUGAAAGUUUAUGAACUUGUAUUUUAUUUUUAACAUACCUAACAACUAUUUCAUUUUUAUUAUUUUAUAUUGUUGUACAGAUGACUUAUUAUUAAAUACAACUUAUGAUGACUUUUAUCGACAACUAAUUUGGACAAAAUUAAUCAACAUGGAAUUAGAAUUGGUACAUGAUGCUUAUAAAAAAGAAUUGGAACGUGUAUGUGAAAAGCACCAAAUCGAAUUAGAUGAAACUGAACAACGGCAUCGAAAUGAGAUUCAACGUUUAUGUGCUGAAAAUUCUUCAGAAGUAUCUAAUCUUAAAUCUUUAUUCGAAACUGAAUUGGAAAAAAUUAAGAAUAAUCACGAUCAUGAGAUUUGUGAAUUAAAAGAACAAUUUGAAAGACGUCUGAACGAUCUUAAAGAUUGUGACUUGGAUACAUUAACAAAACGAAUUGAAGAUGAUAUUACAAAAACUCAAGCAAAACAUAAGAAGAUAGUUUCCUAUUUAGUCAAUGAAAUAUACAAACUUAAAAAAACAAUAAUAAGUUCUUCAUUUGAUGAUGUUGAUCGAUUUUCAUCUAUUGAUUCUUUUGAUCCAAAGCUGUUUCAAAAUAAUCUAAAUGGACAUGAUGCAGAUAUUGAAACUUCAGACUAUGUAUUAUCCCAAGAUAGUAUUGAUAUGCAAAUCAAAGAUCUUGAAGACAUUGUGCAAGAGAGAGAUGAUUUGCGUUCAGUAGCAACCACCCUCCGUCAAUUAUCUAAAUACUUAUGCUCUUUUCUAUUAACCAAACAAGAAGAGUUAAACAAUUCAAUUGUAGAGCGUAUGAAUGGGAUGGAAUGUGGUGGAAUUUUAAAUGGCACUGGUGAUGGGUAUGGCAUUGAAUCAACAGAUAAUUGUGAAAAAACGAUUGAUGAAAUUAGAAGUCCAAGAAAAGUGCAUUUUGUACCAAACAUUGAAGAGAUUGUAUCAUUAAUUGAUGAGCAUUCUGUAUUAGCUGACUUUACUAAUAUUGAAGGAACCGGUGAAGAACAUAAUCAUUUAAAAUUGAAUACAUGUUUGAAGAAGCUAAAUGAAGAAGCUGCUGCCUUAUCUGAUGUAAUAAACAAUGAACAAAAAUUACUUUGUAUAAAUUCAGAUGAUUUAUGUCAUAAAACAUUUUUUGAUAAAAAAAUUGAAUAUUAUAAAAAAGAGCUCGAAAAACAAAAAUCAGAUUAUAAAAAAUUAUUUAUGAAAACUUCUGCGAUUGAACAAGAAAAUGUAUCAUUAAAGGAGCAGCUUGAAAAAGAAAUUUCCUCUGUUAAUGAAAAACAGCAAUACAAUGAUAUUGACAAUGACAAUUUAAUAAUAUUACAAAAAAAAGCACAAGAAUUAAUUAAAAAUUAUGAUGAUUGGCCUAAUUUACAAAUUUUAUUUGAUGAGUUUUCUACUGAAUACAACAAAAUUAUUGACAACAUAAAAAAUGAUAAAGAUGAUCUUGCUCAACAAUUAGUUGUAGCAGAUAGACGUCUAAAGUCAUCACAAAAGUUUAUAAAAGAUCAAAUAGCUGAACGUGAAGUUGAAAGAGAAGAAUUUGAUUUUAAAUUGGAGACAUUAAAAUGCCAAUUGAAAGAACGAGAAAGAGAAUCACUGGAUACUGAAGACCUUAGAUCACAUACUGAACAAGUGGUGACUGAAGCUGAAGAACGGUACAUCAAAUUAGAGAAUAGAUGUUUAAGAACUGAAGAACUAUUAAAUACAUCCAAACUUGAGAUCCAAUCAUUAAAGAAUAUCAUUCUUAACAAAGAAACUCGAAUAGAACAUUUGAUUAAAAAUGAAAUUUCUCAAAAAAAUUCAAUUAAUCAACUAACAAAUAUGUUAGAAGAGGAACAAAAUAAUCAACAUGAUAUGCUUACUGAAUUAAACCGGUUAAAAAAUUUGUUGGAAGAACAAAUUCAAAGUGAUUAUUCUGAAUUUGCUGAUAUUGAAAUUAUUAUUAAUAAAAUUAGGUUGCAGCUGAAAGAUGUUGAAAAAACCAUUUCUAAACGAAUUAAAGAUCUUGAUACUUUUUGGGUUACUGAAGAAUGUGGUUCACCAAUGUCUGAAGAUAUAUCUGUUGCAGAACGAUGUGAAUUACCUAAUAAAAUAAGUAUUGAGAAAAAUAGUUCUCCUGCUCGUAUAGUUGCAACAUUAGAUGAUGUAUUUAUUAGAUUACAAGAGCGUUUAAACAGACUUUUUAAAUCAGAAGACGCUAUUUUUAAGCAUGAAUCAGAUCAACAAAACAUAGUUAAUAAACUCAAUAAACAAAUUAAAAAUUUAGAAUCUGAAAUAGAUAUGUUGAGAACAAGAUUGGCUGAAAAGAGUGAUCAAUUAACUACUGCUAAAAUGAAAAUUGACGAACUUAGAGUAUUGAAAAAUGACAAUGUUCAUUUGGCCACCUCUCAGUUACAAGAAAAACUUCAAAAUAUGACUAUAGAGAACAAGCAAUGUUCCAAACUUAUGGAAGAACAAAAUCUUGAGAUAAAACAUUUAAAAGAUUCAACUAAAUAUUUUAAGAACAUGUUAUCGGCUUAUGAAUCAAAACUUGCUGAAAAAGAAAAUAUUGAUCCUAAUACAAUAAAUAAUCUUGAGUCAAAAGUUGUUCAUCUUGCUGAAGAAAACAUAAGUUUACAAAUUGAAUUAGCUAAUAAAAUAUCUCAAAUAGAAACAUUAUCUACUCAGCUUAAUGAUAUACAAAAUAAAGAGUUGAAUCAAAAUAUUGGGAACAAACAAAAUUAUAGUGUUUCUAAAAGUGUUGGGACAGACAUGCACAUAAGUGAAAAUGAACAAAUGCGUCGAGCAAUUCCUAAUGAAUCCAAUACUUUACCUUCCCUACAAAUGUCUUAUAAUCAUCAAGAUGUUUCUAUUCGUGAACCAUCAAUGUUAAAUUUAAGUCUUCCCUCUCACAUCACUAAAGACAAUACAAAUAUCCACAGUUCUAUAUGUGAAGAAUUAAGAUCGGCAUUAGCUAAUACCAAAUUGGAGUUAGAAGAAAAAAAUGCUAUAAUAAAAGUAAUGGAAAAGGAUACAGAACGUAUGGAUCAACAACUUAAAGAAUUAAAAGAUUCUAUUGAAAUGUUGAAUUUAGAAAAAAUUGCUCUAGUAGAUCGUAAUCAUACUUUAGUAGAAAAUGAAACUAUAUUAACAGACAAGUUAAACGAUGCAUUAUCAAAUCUUGAUAAAAAGCAAGAAACAUUGGCUGAACUUGAGACAUUAGGUGUAAAGUUGAGAGCUGAAAUUCAACCAUUAGUUUAUAUGAAAGAUAUUUUGGAAAAAAAAAUCUCUGCGAUGAAAGAUUGUAAUAAAAUACAAUUAGAGAGGAUUGAGUGUUUAGAAAACAUUAAUGAUGAACUUUCAAAUGAAUGUAAUCACUUAAAAAAAAAUCAGAAAGAUUUAGAAGAAGUUAAGUCCUUACAACAGGAUAAUUGGACAUUAAAACACGAACUAUUAAAUACUGAAAAAUUCAAAGAAGAAAUCACUGAAAAAAUGGAGGAAUUGAAAAAUGAGUAUGAUGUGUUGAAAAGUAAAAAUCUAGCUUUGAUAGAUGAUAUUGACAAUUUAAAAUUGGAUAAACAUCGCUUAAAAAAUGAAUUGGAAAAGAAUGAAGAAUUGCAUGCUGAUGAACUAGUUGGGUAUCAGCAUUUAUUAGCUGAAGAACAGAAUAAAAAACAUCAAAUUAAUAUGGAACUAUUGAAAACUAUUGAAGAAUUGACUAGUAAAGCUUCAGAACAACAACAUUUGAUGUCUGGUAUACAAGAAAAUAAGGAAUUGGAAGUGACAUGUUCAUUUUCAGAUUUUGGUGUGGAAAACUUUACAUCUGAUCUAAAUAACCAACCUAGAGAUAACAUAAAAACUCUUGAAAUUGAUCUUGAAAAUGAACUAAAAAAAACUUCUGAAUACCAAAUAAAUAUUCAGAACAAAGAUGCUGAAAUAGAGCAUUUGAAUAAUUUAAAAAAAAAUCAAGAAGUAAAAAUUGCUGAUUACAUGCACAGAAUACAACUUGAGUUGAAUAAAAAUACUGAACUCGAAUUAAAUUUGUCAAAAUUGGAAAAUUAUAUUAAAGAAUUAGAAAACAAGAUUGAAAUAUUCAAAGCCAAAGAACUACAUCAAGCAAAUGAUAAUUUAGUAGAGAAACUGGAAAAUGAUUUAGUAAAAGUAUUGGAUACAAAUGAAAUGUUAGAUAAAGAAUUAACUAGAAUUUUAGACAUUAAAGAAGAAACAGACCAACACUUAAUUGAAGCUUAUAAAAAAAUUGCUGAACUUGAAACCCAUAAAAACCAAAUUUCACUUUUAUUGGAACAACUAGAAAGUAAAAAUCAAAUGAUUGAGGCAUUUAAACAUCAACUUGAUAAUGCUGAAAGUGUUAUAAAAGAUCAACAAGUAAGAGCUGAUGAAGAUAAGCAAUUAUUUGAGUUACAGUUUUUAGACUUGCAAAAGGAACUGAAGGAAAGUAAACAAAAGUACCAAGAAAUAAUAAAUGAUUUUGAAAUUAUGAAGAACUAUGUAAUUAAAAAAGAAAAAAUAACUGAAGGUAUACAAUUGAUUUCUGAAAAGAAUGAUAAUUUGGAAUUAAAAUUGAUCAGUGCCGAAAAAACUGCAAUUGAAUGGCAGAAAAAAUAUAAUGAGUUGCUAAAUGAAAAUAGUGAUAUAAAAAAUAAAUUUGAAAGUCUGGAUGCUGAAUGCAGUCAUUUGCAAAACAAAAUUACAGAGUUGCAGAACAAGCUUACGCUGAGUGAUCAUUAUAAAAACAGAUUAAAGAUUGAUAUUCAAGAUAUAACUACACCUGCAGACUUGGAGCUAAAACACUCAAAAUUGAUUCUCAAUUUGGAAACUGAAAAUGUGUCACUAACAAAAAAACUAACAGAGACUAAAGAAAAGUACAAUAAAUGUAGGACUCAUCUGGAGGACAUAAAGACUAUGUUAACCAGUCAAAAUUUAAAAAAUAUUGUUCAGGAAAAUGUAGAACUUUGCAAUACAAGAGAUAAAUUAAAAAACGAAAUUAAAGAUUUAAAAUGUUGUAAUCAAGAUUUAAAUAGAAAAUUAUUGGAAAAAAAGAGUGAAAACCGUUGGCCUGUAGUAGUUAAUAAUCAGCAGAUUUCACGAGUAGAAUCUCUUUACCAUUCAUUAGUUUGGCAAAAGAUGUAUCUAGUAAAAUUGGCCAGAGGCAAAGACAAAUUACUAAGAUUUAUUAUUCAAGAAUGGCCUGACUUAGAUAAUAGUAUUGUCAAAACAAUGAUGCAAAGAAUAUGUGCCAAGAGAAAGAUGUCCAAGUUCAAAAUUGUAGCUAUUAGUCUAAUAGCAAUUCACCGUAUGAGACUAAUAGCUAUGAAACACAUACAACCCAGAAUUGAUCUCACGCAGUCCCAACUCGAUCUAACACAUUACAAUUUACCAAAAAAAAUGCCAUGGAUUAAGUGUUAAUUAUACAAUGAUUCCCAUCUGAUGCCAUUAUAAUUAGUAGAUUUAUAUGGAUACAUAUAAUUUUAUUUUAAUAUUUUAUACAUUAAUCAUUUUUAAGUAGUUAGUGUAGGAUUUUUAAGUGUAAUUUGUAAUACAUAUACCUUCAUUGUGAUAUUUGUAUAUUUUAACUAGUUGUUAAUGUUUUUAAAAGAAAAGACUUGAAAAAUGUGCCUUCUAUUUAAUGUUUUAUAUAUAUUUUUACAAUUGGUAUUUUUCAAUACAUAUUUUUUUUAAAUCAUUA
Rhopalosiphum padi (bird cherry-oat aphid) is the source of this 5864-nucleotide messenger RNA. RefSeq names its product golgin subfamily A member 4-like. The record is from RefSeq and is a predicted model, not a curated record. Bases 179 to 5584 code for a protein of 1801 amino acids. The transcript has 30 exons. NCBI's taxonomy places the organism in Eukaryota, Metazoa, Arthropoda, Insecta, Hemiptera, Aphididae.